This is a messenger RNA of Drosophila subpulchrella, 1080 nucleotides long. It is a transcript of the gene bisc, whose product is annotated as TM2 domain-containing protein CG10795. The transcript is spliced from 2 exons. The coding region runs from base 201 to 749 and encodes 182 amino acids. The record is from RefSeq and is a predicted model, not a curated record. NCBI's taxonomy places the organism in Eukaryota, Metazoa, Arthropoda, Insecta, Diptera, Drosophilidae.
CCGCUCCAAGUGCGGUUACACUGCCCUAAUCCCGAAAUGCCAAUGAGUCCAAACAACAACAAUUUUGGAGCCUGCCCCCGCGAACUGCAAUAAACAAAACAUCGAAUCGAAAACGAAUACAAAUAGAUCCCGUAUUAAAGGGCCAUCGCCAAAACCACACCACCUCGCAGCCAACCGAAGAGGCCAAAAACACACCACCCAUGUUCCCAGUGCAUCCGCUGCCGCUGCUGCUGCUCCUCCUCUCCUUCGCCAAGGGAACCCACCAGGUCAAUGUCGACUGCAACGAGCUGCAAAUGAUGGGCCAGUUCAUGUGCCCGGAUCCGGCGAGGGGUCAGAUCGAUCCGCGGACGCAGCAGCUGGCCGGAUGCACCAAGGAGGGCCGCGCCCGCGUCUGGUGCAUCGCCGCCAACGAGAUCAACUGCACGGAGACGGGCAAUGCCACCUUCAGGCGGGAAGUGCCCUGCAAGUGGACAAACGGCUAUCACCUGGACACCACUUUGCUGCUCUCCGUCUUCCUGGGCAUGUUCGGCGUGGACAGAUUCUACCUGGGCUAUCCGGGCAUCGGACUCCUCAAGUUCUGCACCCUCGGCGGCAUGUUCCUGGGCCAGCUGAUCGACAUUGUCCUCAUUGCCCUGCAGGUUGUGGGUCCGGCGGAUGGCUCCGCCUAUGUGAUACCCUACUACGGAGCCGGAAUCCACAUCGUGCGCAGCGACAACACCACCUACCGGCUGCCCAGAGACGACUGGUGAUGGUUAAGGCGGCACAGCGCCUGGUGUACAGUAGAUCACGUUAAGUCCUUGUUAUACCUUAAGUACGGCUUAUGACACUAACGUUAAGCAACGACUGCGGAUCCGACCCGAUUCUAGUCGAUUCGGGUUCAGAUCGAGACUCUGAUUAGUGCAUUACGUACCCUAGUUGAUAAGUGUAAAGAUUGUUGCCACCCCUCCUUUGCGUAGCCUAAGUUGCAUUGUUUAGUCUUAGUUACCAAUGUACAUGGUCCCUCAUACAACUCUACAUCUGUGUAAUUGUAUAGGCCGCAUAGACAAAUUGUUUGCCAAUAUAACUAACGAUUUUAAUCAG